This is a messenger RNA of Emys orbicularis (European pond turtle), 1778 nucleotides long. Its product is annotated as zinc finger protein 345-like. Bases 1 to 1773 code for a protein of 590 amino acids. The record is from RefSeq and is a predicted model, not a curated record. The transcript is spliced from 5 exons. Gene Ontology annotation, biological process: regulation of DNA-templated transcription. Lineage: Eukaryota; Metazoa; Chordata; Testudines; Emydidae.
AUGCAGGAGAACUAUGAGACGGUGACCUCGCUGGCACGCAGCGGAGACCUCCUCGCCGCCUCUGUGCGUGUCUGGGGCGUGGGGCUGCAGCACUCUGCAGGCUCCUACUGGCCGGCGGGCGAGCGCCAGGAGUUCAGCUGUGCUUCCCCAGGCCCAGGAAGAAGAGGAUUCCCCUUUCCCAAACCUGAGCUGAUCUCCCGGCUGGAACGAGGGGAAGAGCCGUGGGUGCCCGAUCUCCAGGACUGCAAGGAAAGAAGGCUUCUGAGAUGCACCCAUACAGGUGCUGAGCGAGGGAGUGAGAAUGAGGAGGGGAAUCAUCAUGAGGAAGUUCCCGGGGAAGUGCAACUGCAGGGGACCUUCGUGGGAAGAGGUGAAGGGACUUUUUCCCAGUGCCUGGAGCAGGAAGAAGAAGCCUGGGGAAACUGGCACAGGUCACAACUAGUUCGCCAUCAGGCAAUCCACACAGGAGCGAGACCCCACAAGUGCUUGGACUGUGGGAAAAGUUUCAUAAAAAAGUCAAACUUUGUUCAACAUCAGGCAGUCCACACAGGAGAGAAACCCCACAAGUGCUUGGACUGUGGGAAAAGUUACAUAGAGAGGUCACACCUAGUUCGUCAUCAGGCAAUCCACACAGGAGAAAGACCCCACAAGUGCUUGGACUGUGGGAAAAGUUUCAUAAGAAGCUCAGACCUUGUUCAACAUCAGGCAAUUCACACAGGAGAGAGACCCCACAAGUGCUUGGACUGUGGGAAAAGUUUCAUAAAAAGGUCAAACCUUGUUCAACAUCAGGCAAUUCACACAGGAGAAAGACCCCACAAGUGCUUGGACUGUGGGAAAAGUUUCAUAGACAAGUCACACCUAGUUCUUCAUCAGGCAAUCCACACAGGAGAAAGACCCCACAAGUGCUUGGACUGUGGGAAAAGUUUCAUAAGAAGCUCAGACCUUGUUCAACAUCAAGCAAUUCACACAGGAGAGAGACCCCACAAGUGCUUGGACUGUGGGAAAAGUUUCAUACAAAGGUCAAACCUUGUUAAACAUCAGGCAAUCCACACAGGGGAAAGACCCCACAAGUGCUUGGACUGUGGGAAAAGUUUCAUAAGAAAGUCAAACCUUGUUAAACAUCAGGCAAUUCACACAGGAGAAAGACCCCACAAGUGCUUGGACUGUGGGAAAAGUUUCAUAACAAGGUCAGAACUAGUUCGCCAUCAGGCAUUACACACAGGAGAGAGACCCCACAAGUGCUUGGACUGUGGGAAAAGUUUCAUACAAAGGUCACACCUUGUUCAACAUCAGGCAAUUCACACAGGAGAAAGACCCCACAAGUGCUUGGACUGUGGGAAAAGUUUCAUAACAAGGUCAGAACUAGUUCGCCAUCAGGCAAUCCACACAGGAGAGAGACCCCACAAGUGCUUGGACUGUGGGAGAAGUUUCAUAAGAAGGUCACUCCUUGUUUAUCAUCAGGCAAUCCACACAGGAGAGAGACCCCACAAGUGCUUGGACUGUGGGAAAAGUUUCAUACAGAGGGCACACCUUGUUCAACAUCAGGCAAUCCACACAGGAGAGAGACCUCACAAGUGCUUGGACUGUGGGAAAAGUUUCAUACAGAGGGCAAAACUAGUUCGUCAUCAGGCAAUUCACUCAGGAGAGAGACCCCACAAGUGCUUGGACUGUGGGAAAAGUUUCAUACAGAGGGCACACCUUGUUCAACAUCAGGCAAUCCACACAGGAGAGAGACCCCACAAGUGCUUGGACUAUGGGAAAGUUUCACAGUGAGGUCA